GCUUCCGUGCAUUCACAUCAAUUACUGCUCUUUCUCACUCCUCUCUCUACAAUUGCAAAGCUAAAGUCUUGUUCUAGAAUCUGUUUGUGUUCUUCGAUCUGAAUUCUUGGUGUUUCAUUGGCUUCAAUAUAUAAUCUUGGUUCAGUCACUGUUUGUUGUAGUGGGUGUUGGUUAUCCAGUGGCUAAGUGAAACAUUAUGCGGUGGUUUUUUACUCUUUCUAUAGACGUAUAUCGGAAAAUUAUCUCCCUCAACCUCUACUGCAAAGUUAUUCUCUAAAUUAUUCUUCCAAUAAUCAAUUAGCUUCCUUCAAAUUUUUCACCUUUGUUAUUUAUUUACUCUACUUAAUAUCCAUGGGAUCCACUGUUUUCAUUGUUAUGCCCUGCUACGUCAGGCAGAUUAGCUGAACUAACGAUCUCUGUUUGUAAUCUUUUUUUUACAAAUCACCCAACCAUUUACUCUUCUUUGCUUAUUGGUCCUCCCUCUAGCUUAGUUUAUUGGAUAUCUUUUUCUCCAUAGUUCUGGGUUUCUGCUGAAAAAUCAUUGUCCUCUGUAAGAUCGAGUUUUUGCUGUUAUUUUUUUCUUUGACAAAUUGAACGUAGUUAUGGUGUGUCAAGCUGCUGGCAAAACAAAUUUUCGGACAUUGAAACACGAAAAUGGGAUUGCUGGGAGUGCUGCCAUUGUAGUUAGAGUUAUAGCAUGCUUUCAACCUCUUGAAGAUUGCCAGGCUGAAUAUUUUCGUCAUUUGCUCAAACCUGUAACGUAGAUUUAGAUUUUGCACCUCGUUUUCAAGAUUAAGCUGGAGUUUUUGUUUGUUUUAUUCUUUUGUUACUACUCAAAGAAACAAGUGAAUAGCCACUGUUACUACCACCACAGAAAUCCUUGGGGUGAUUGUUUUAAUUGAAUGGGUGAAGACCGGGGAUCCUGGUUUCCUCGGCAUCAAUUUGAUUGGCUGCAACCCAAUUCCAAUUGCUUGGGCAAGCCAUUUGACGCGGCGGAUCAUCAUACGCUUCCUGCGCUUAUGAAUCCUGCCAGUAACAUGGUUUCGAUGAAAGGGGCUUUGCCUGCAUAUCCAUCCCCUGAGCCACCUUACUCACAUGUUGAACAAGUGAAUGAACCUCAUGGUUGGUUUUACUGUUUGCCUCGUUUCCGUCAGGCUUUCACGCCUGCUUUAAACUCUGGUCUAAUGGAGAAGUUUAGUACUACCCUUUGCGAAAAUGAUAAGAAGGCCAGCACGCCCAAGGUAGAGUCUGGGUGUUCUCAGAAGAGAUUCCUUAUUUUCGACCAGUCAGGUGAUCAGGCGACUUUGAUCUUUAGUUCUGGGAUUGGGGCUCCAGUUCCGUGUGUAACUUCAUUGGGUCCAAAACCAAUUGCUGCCUAUGAUUCAAAAAGGGAAAAUUUGGGAACUCAUGAAAAUCUGAAUAUUAACUCGGGGACAGUUACUGUGGACCAAUUCGGUCAACAUGAUGAAGAUGAUUUGGAAAAUGAUGCGCACGAGGACACAGAUGAAUUGAAUGCCCUACUUUACUCUGAUGAUGAUAGCGAUUUCACUGAUGAUGAUGAUGUUACGAGCACAGGUCAUUCACCAAGUACCAUGACAGAUCACAACAAUCAAGGCUGGUUUAAUGGAAUCGCAGAAGAGGUGGCCAGUUCUAAUGGCUUGCCUAAGAAGAGAAAAGUGUUAGACGGAGGUUACACCGAAACACCAGCUCUAAGGGACACUGCUAGUUCUAUGAAGCCAAUCCAAAGUCACAGAUUCGAGCAUGAUGCUGAAUCUAUAUGUGAUGCCGGGACUGCCCAGGAAUCUGAAUUGAGCAACAAAAGGAUAAGAAAAGAGAAGAUUCGGGAGACGGUAAACAUUCUGCAGAACAUAAUUCCAUGUGGAGAAGGAAAAGAUGCAAUUGCGGUUAUUGACGAAGCUAUAAGUUACUUGAAGACAUUGAAGGUGAAAGCCAAAGCUUUAGGACUACAUGCAGAAUUAGAACGACAUGAUAGCGGAAUUAAACCUCCUCCAUCAUCUUAGUCACAAUUGGGUUUGAAUUAUAAAAAUUAUGCAGCAAUAAAGGUAGUAAAAUGAUUAAACCGGGGCUUAGGGCCUAGAGAAAGCAGUAGCACUUGAAGUUGAACUUGACUUGAGCGUGAGGUGAAUGAGAGGACAGUUUAUCAUAAAGGGACCCGGCUGAAUGCACGCUGCUUCGGGUCCCUCUGUCAUUUCAUAUUUUCUUGCAUAUUAUUUGAUGGCCGAUGAGUCAUUUUGAAACGUAUUAAGUGACUUUGCAGUAUUGUUUGUUUGGUUGUAAUUUAUAUUUGGUUGGUUGUAUUGUUGUCAUUAUGCAUAUGUACAUACGUAGCAUGCACAUAUUUAUUACUACUAGGACAGCGAUGUUCUCGCGUGUGCGUGUGAUA
Molecule: messenger RNA, 2404 nt
Organism: Mercurialis annua (annual mercury)
Lineage: Eukaryota; Viridiplantae; Streptophyta; Magnoliopsida; Malpighiales; Euphorbiaceae
Product: transcription factor bHLH145
Exons: 4
Coding region: 903-2021 (372 amino acids)
Molecular function (GO): protein dimerization activity
Source: RefSeq, a predicted model, not a curated record